CUGAGGUGUUGGAAUGCAGCAGCCAUUCUUCACAUUACUGGCGUGUCAAACUUUUCGGUAUAAAAGAGCUUGGGGCUCAACUGAGAGUAUACAGACAACGACACAGAGAAGACAGAAGAUCAGCCCAAAAAAAAAGUCAGGAAACAUGAAAUCGUUUGACAUUCCUCUGGUCUGCCUUAUCUUACUCUUCAGCGUUCAGCUCACAGGCGCACACCCGCUACAAAACUCAGCCUUAACCACAGAGGACAUGGAUGUAUUAAAGUUUCUUCUACAGAGACUGGAAGAGUCCAUUCCUGCGUCUCCUCAAGACCAAAUACUGGCGAAAGUGGAAGAAGAAGCGGCACGAGAAGAAACCAUCGCUGAAACUUAUCCCAAGACUGACGUGAGAUACUAUCUGUCUGCUCAGGACUUGAGGACAGUCCGACAGGACUCCAAGAGAUCCUCUGGGUGUUUUGGGGGCAGACUAGACAGAAUCGGUUCCAAGACAUCCCUGGGAUGUAACACUGUCCGGCGGUCAGAUCCCAAAAGAAAAGAAUGAUUAGCAGCUUCUACACUGUAAACAUUGAAACUGUUAUCAAUGUUAUCAAACUGUUACUUACUUGAUCUGACCUUAGAAUGAUUUUUUUUGGUGUAACCUAGUGCAUUCAGGUUGAGUCAGUCAUAAUGAAUAAUAAACAAAACAAAAAACAACUUAAAAUAAAUGUUACCAUUUGAAGCACGUCUUAGGUUACCUGACAAAAUAUUUUUAUAGUGUUUUUAUCUGUAAGACUCCAAAAAUGUUCUUAACUAUACAUAUUUAUUUAUUAAAUUAUUUAAAUAGUGGAGUUAUAUAUUUAUAUGCAUCUUUAAUUGAAUUGUCAGUCAAAUCAGUUGUACUGUACAUGCCCUCUUUAAUAUACAAUAAAUGUUUAC
Molecule: messenger RNA, 912 nt
Organism: Pimephales promelas (fathead minnow)
Lineage: Eukaryota; Metazoa; Chordata; Actinopteri; Cypriniformes; Leuciscidae
Gene: nppb
Product: natriuretic peptide B
Biological process (GO): receptor guanylyl cyclase signaling pathway; cGMP biosynthetic process; negative regulation of systemic arterial blood pressure
Cellular component (GO): extracellular region; cytoplasm
Molecular function (GO): hormone activity; hormone receptor binding
Source: RefSeq, a predicted model, not a curated record